Messenger RNA from Parus major (Great Tit), 4606 nucleotides. RefSeq names its product deoxyuridine triphosphatase (gene DUT). The record is from RefSeq and is a predicted model, not a curated record. Bases 146 to 727 code for a protein of 193 amino acids. Gene Ontology annotation, biological process: dUMP biosynthetic process; dUTP catabolic process. The transcript is spliced from 7 exons. Gene Ontology annotation, molecular function: dUTP diphosphatase activity; magnesium ion binding. Lineage: Eukaryota; Metazoa; Chordata; Aves; Passeriformes; Paridae.
GAGCGCCGUGGGCCGGGCUGCUGCCCGAGGGGCUGCGCCGGCAGGUAGAGCCCGGGCAGGGGGAAAACGGAGCACCGGCGCUUCAGCCCGCACCCCGUGAGCCGUGCGGACCGCGGCGGAGAGCGCCGGGCGAGCGGUCCGAUCCAUGGCGCGCUUCCCGCACGGCGGCGGCGGCACUGUGUUAGCCCGGUGCCUCCGGUGGCUCCGGCAGCCCUGCGGGCGCUCCAUGCCUGCCUCCGAGGCCGUGCCGGAGCCGUCCCCCAGCAAGAGGCAGAAGGGCUCGGGGCCUGGAGAGACCUCCGCGCGGCUCCGCUUCACCAAGCUGUCCCAGAAUGCCUUCACCCCCUCCAGGGGUUCCCCGCGGGCUGCGGGCUACGAUCUGUACAGCGCCUAUGACUGUGUGAUACCGCCCAUGGAAAAGGCUGUGGUAAAAACAGACAUUCAAAUAGCACUUCCUUCUGGAUGCUAUGGCCGAGUAGCACCACGUUCUGGUUUAGCUGCAAAGCAUUUCAUAGAUGUUGGAGCUGGUGUUAUUGAUGAGGAUUACAGGGGAAAUAUUGGUGUGGUACUGUUCAACUUUGGUAAGGAGAUGUUUGAAGUUAAAAAAGGGGAUAGAAUUGCCCAGCUCAUCUGUGAACGCAUUUAUUAUCCUGAGCUAGAAGAAGUUGAAACUCUGGAUGAUACAGAACGUGGUGAAGGUGGCUUUGGCUCUACUGGAAAGAACUGAAAAUUAAUUGAAUGUGCUUCCUUUUUUUAUAUUUUUUUUGUUGUUGUUGUCCUGUUUCUAAAUUUUCAUCUGAAUUAGAAGUAGGAUUUUUGGAGUACAUAAAAAUAUUUCAAGUUUUAUUGAGACUUCUCCCUAUCUAUCCUCCAGUGAAUUUGUCUGCAUAAUGAGGAAAUGUGCAUGACUGGCUUGACUUACUAGUUGAUGGCUUAUUUUUUCUUUCAAGAUGUUUGGUCUACAGCAAUAAGAUCACGUUGUUUAUGUGGCAUUUAUACUGUAAUAAAUGGAAAAACAGCUUAAUGAUUUUUUUUUUAUUUUACUCACCUAAACUACAACAGCCAAUUGUUCCCUUGCCAGUUUUUGUUAGACUUCUGAGAGCUGUCUUCCAUAUGGCUCAGAAUUUCAUACUGAGAGCCUAUUUCAUAUCAGUGACAGUAUCAAUAGAACUUUCCACUCUCACCCCUAAAUUAGAGUAAGACAAAGAUAUUUAAUAUUGCAUCCUCUACAAUCUGUCCAAAUACUUGUGUUUCUGUUCAAAGCCAAAGUUCUGACUUUGAUCUUCAGCUGAUCUUCAAGUGACCAUUUUUUCAGCUCUAAGUGACUAUUUUUCCACUUUACAUAAAAGAAUUAGAAAAGGCUCUGAGGCUCUCAAACACUUUUUUCCUGCAGCUGUCUGUACUUUAAGAUUUUCUUAUCUGGAAGAUCACAGUUAAGAAAUACUGUGCUUGAAGUUUUAGCAGUGGAAAGAUGAGCCCUUUGUAGGCUGAUGUUCAUACUGCUCAUCUGCUUGGUAGUUUCAGCUCAAGGUAAUCCUGUCAGUAUUAGUUUCAUGUUCUUGUCUAGGACUGUUUUUAGUGAAGUAAGCCUGAAACACUACACAUUUUAUGCAUUUUAUCCUGCCUGCCCCUUCAAGGAGCUGGAAAAUAAAGAGCAGUGUGACAGCAUUCAGAUCCCUUCAGCCAUGGGGAUAGGCAUUACACUGGCUUGGCAGUGCUGAAACGAGUAGAUUCAUCUUUGUCUAAGGUAGAAGCCUUUUCCUCUUAAGUGCAUGAUAUGCUGAUCAGUUGUUUUGCAGUUGGUCCUUACCCCCCAUCACAACACUGUACUUGUAUCUGUACCCCCAGACAGACCAUCAGGAGCAGGCACACACUGCAAAACACCAGUGUAAGCAAGGAGCACAUCAUAUCAAUGCAGUGUAAAUGAACUGGGGAAGCUGAGCUUGACACUAAGCUUCUUCAGUUCUGUAACCUGCCAAAAAAGAACUUAAAGGCCAUUUAAAGGUCUUAAAAUCUGUGAUCCUUUUGUGAAAAGCUGUUUCCUCUUGCUGGACUGUUAAGUCAAGAGAAAGUUUUGCUGCAAUUUUUAGUUUCUACCUCCCAAAGCAAAAACCCAGCAGGGGUUCCAGUAAAGCAAGUUCUUUUUUAAAAAAGAUGCUACAAGAUGGCCUCACUUGGAACAGCAAUCUACAAUGAAGAAGUUGCAGUUCUGUUGAUACUCAUUAUUUGUUGUACCUGAUGGAAACUGAUCUGAUUUCCAUUUUUGAAAAUAAUGCUAAUACUAUAGCUUCUGAGAUAAGUAUUUGCUAAAAAAAGCACAAUCUCAGGAGCUAUCUCAGACAUGAGGAAAAAACAAAUUUACAUAAGCAUGCCUGCUGUAACUUGUCAACAUGAAAUCCAUUAUCUGUCAUUAGCAGAAAACACACACUUAUUUUGAAAAUCAGUGUGGUGGAGUUCUUUUCCAUUGUUUCUCAGUACUUCUCUAGAGAAGCAUGUCAUGAGUUUUAGAUUGCUGCAAGGCCCUUCCCAGUAGGACUUUGGGAUGUUUAACUGAGAUGAGAAAUGCUUUCAAUCACACCUCUACACUGAGCCUCCUCUGUGUGCACCAAACCACUGUACAUGGGUAAAGAAUUCUGGUAGUUCAUGAGUUAGAUUUGGGGUUUGCUUUGCUUCAAUGGAAAUAGCAAAUCUAUGAAAGACAAAUACUUCUACCCAGGCAACAAGAGUUACCGGGGUACUGAGAGUUCUUAAGUUGAUACUGCUACUGCAGAUCAAGGCCUGCAUUUGAAACUUGUAGAAACUUUGUCCUGGGACUGAGUAGAGGCUUCUUAAAACAGCAUUUGCUACUCUAUGGUUCAAACCAAGAUGCCAACAUCUUUUUUAUUUAUAGUCCCACAAUUUCAUUAACAUGAAAAGCAAUACCCAGAUUGCCUCAGUGUGUCAUUGAGUGCACUUGCCUCAGCUUGAGCAAGUAACUUCAAAAGUUACAGAACAGCGUGCACAGGGCUCACUUCUAUGUAGACAGAUUCACGUUUCCAGAGCCUGCCACUGGGGUGUGAUCCCCAGGGCUCACUGCAGGUACAAAACUGAAGAGAUGUAAAACUAUUUUCAAAGUAACAAAAUGAGAAUCACUUUAACUAAAAAUUACAUUGGGCUGAUAACUAUCACUGACCAGAUCCAGGCAAAGCUACUCUUUAAUUCAGCUACUCUCAUCUGCAAGAGAAGUUACCUAAAGCUUGAAGAACAAUCUUGUGGAACAUCUUCUGUGUAAAUGAAACAUGAAACUAAUUUGUUGGGUAUUCCUAUCUAUAGCUGAAAGAAGCAUUUUUCUGCAAGGAAAGGAAAAGGACAUUACUGACUAACAAUCUGCUUCUUUUUUUAGAAAUUGACUUGACUUGUUACAGGGAUAGAGAAAAUCUGACCUUCCACCCCAGGUGAAUUUGGGGGAAAGUUGAGAUGCUUGGCCCCAGAUUUACCUCCAUGUUUUGAGUUCUAUUUUGAGGUCUGAGAGGGUUCUAUUUUUUGGAUUCAUCUGCAAUAUUUAUGAUAACCUUUUUGUCCUUAGAAAGGCAGAGGAUUGUAAGCUGAUGAGGGUUUUGAAGAAACAUGGGAUUCUUAUACAAUUCCUACCACUUGAACUCUCCACUUUUGGAUAAAAAUCCUAAACCAAAAAUUUUGGCAGUAAUACCACUGCUACCAUUGAUCUUUAGUUCUUUCUUUCCCCCAGAAUUUUAACCUGGUGUUUAGUAGUUGAGAAUUUAGGCACAGCUUCCUCAGCUCAGCUACUGUUAUAUUACUCUAUGGCAUGUUAGGAAUUUUUUUAUCUAUUUAAUGUUUUCUAGAUCAGCCACUAGAUGGCACUUAAAGUCUGCUUUCUUUUCCACUUCUUUUUCAGAGGUAUUUUUCAAAGAUCUGUUCAUCUAUAAUUAAGAGUUGAUGACUCCCACUGGGACUAUGUUGGUGGAAAGCAAGAUGCAAUAUUUGAGUGAAAGCAGGCAAAAGUAUAACCAUUAAAGAGGGAACAAUGACUAUAAUUUAAAUAAGAUUUGGGUGGUUGCAGUGUUUGCAUAAUCCCUCCUGGCACGCAAGAGCAGUAGAGAAGCCUGUGGCUUUUCUCUCCUGCUGCGUUUCAACAAAAAUGGAAAAUUGUAAUGAACAGCAACAUUUUUCCUAUCUUUCGUAUUCACUGUGUUCUUACUCUCUCUUCCUUCAUUCCUUUAAGUGGAAUGCAGUCUACUUAAGGAUUGCAUUGUAGUGAAAGUAAUGUAUAGUCUGGUAAACUCUGCUUUGGAUUUUCUAAAUCAGAUGCCUCUGGUUGCAAGUUCAAGAUAUAAAUUAAAAAUUACUUAAUACACGUUAACUCAGUAAGGGUGGGUGAUGUAUGGUAACCUGAAUUAUGUAAAUUAAGGUUCCCUAGUUUCUGUAUUGGUUGCUAUUACUGUAAUACCACAGUUUGGAUUUUGUCUUCCUUCUUGUAUUUGUCUUCCUCCUCACCUUUUAUUUUUUUAAAUUUUUUGUUGUUGUUAUUAAAUAACUAUCAUUGUAUUUUGGCUUAAAGAUGGUUAAGUAAGUUUUGGUAUUAAGUAAACUUCUAUGACCCUGCCUA